Physella acuta is the source of this 2059-nucleotide messenger RNA. RefSeq lists its product as uncharacterized. NCBI's taxonomy places the organism in Eukaryota, Metazoa, Mollusca, Gastropoda, Physidae. The record is from RefSeq and is a predicted model, not a curated record.
AGCAAUUGUUUGUGUCAACACCGGGUCAAACUGUUGUUUUGAUUGUCUCUCGUAAUGUCUCGAAUUACUUGAUGGAAUCAAAUGACUUGAUGAGAAAAUAAAAUCUCCUGUCAUGUAGCGGCUCAUAUGAUGAUGGAUUACUUGCGACUUUUCUGGUCGAUAUUAUCAGCUAUCACGUGGAUAUUUACCAUGAUGCAACACUCCGGCGGUCAGCGUAUACCGCACAAGAUGGAGAACGCGACAACACCAUCUCUGCUCCUGUCAUCCUUGGUACCCGCACGCCAGGGCAGGCUCACGGGCCCAGACACCACCCAACACCGUGGAGACACCCGACCUAAACACCACAGCAAGUCGGAAUGUUGCGAGAACGGUGGCAUUUGUGUGAUGGGUGUCUUUUGCUACUGCCCUGACAAAUUUCAAGGCUUUAGGUGUGAACUAGAGGUCAAGUCAUGUGGACCUGUGGAGCAUGGCCAGUGGGUCAAGCUAGGCUGUAACCUGUGCCGCUGUUUUUAUGGGAAGAUUCUCUGUCUGGACAGGGUGUAUGGAGGAUGUGAAAACAAGCCUGUUAAGGAAGAAAUCAAGAUUGAGGACUACCAAGAUGACAUGACCAUCUUCCCCAAUGACGAGACCACCCCAACAGCCGCAGAUGGGGAGUACUACGACGACUACUACAGAGGUGAUGAGGAUCCUGAUUAUAAUAGUAAAGCUAGCACCAAUGGGGUUAAUAAUUCCAGACUUUCAUGCAACUCAUUGAGGACUUUCUUACAUGCGCCAGUUUGGCUUGUUGUGCUGUGGAUAAGUUUUAUACUGCUGGAUCUGUUGUUGUGAGAUUUCUUUUCAAGGAUAUUUUCCAUAUUUAUGGAAUCUGUGCUGUUUUGCUGUUGUGAGGAUAAAAGUUGUUUUGCUGUGAGCUGUUGGGCUGUUUGGUAAAGUGUUUGGACAUGAAAACUAGACCAGUGUGCAGGAUCUUAAGGAAAGAGUACAAUUGUUUUGGAGUGUGAGAAAUGUGUUGAAACUUAAUAAGUGCAUAGGAAUUUGUGGAAAUUGUGACAGUUUCAUUGAAAUGUAAGAAUGGUGUUGAAAUUGACAAUUGCAUAGGACCUUCCAAAAUUGUCACAAUUGCAUUGAAACUUAAGAAUGUGUGUUGAAAUUAACAAGUGUAAAGGACCUUGUAAAAUUGUGGCAAUAGUAUUGUAACUAAAGAAAUUGACUUGAAAAGCGUAAAGGACCUUGUAAAAUUGUGCUGUGGUGUUGAAACUAUUCAGGCUAACCAUCUGGAGGCAAUAAAUAAUCUAGUCCUGUAGCUGUUUAUAUAGGAGCAGAGUUGGAAUCAGUUGGAUGGUAAUUGUUGAACUUUUCUCAAAUUAUUUUAGCUGAUGUUGUAUUAUAUUGUUUCCUAUAGGACAUUAUUCCUGAUUGUAUUAUUUGACAAUGAAAGCUCAAAUGCUUUAUAUUGUAAAAUAAGUCCUGAGUUUGGAUCUGAUAUAUUUAAUUAUUUGCUGUAUGUAGCUGCAUAAUUUUAUGUCAUUCAAAGUUAUACUAUUUUAUUCUUUUGAAACUGGAACCAAAAUAUUUGGUUGUAUAAAAAAUUGGAGCCAAAAUAUCAGCCACUUUCUGCUUUGUGUGAUACUCGAUAUGCUGCUUUCAUACUGUUUAUAAACCUGACACUAAUACACAACUAGAGUUUGUGCAGUCAAUUUUUAUUAAACCACUUUUUUAAAAACUUUUUCUUUGGCGUUUGGACAAUGCAUAAUAAUUUUUUUUUUAUAUUUCUAUAUUUAAUAUGAUGUUGAUUUUACUGAUACUAAUAUUUAUUGUUAUUCAUGCUGCAUUAUAAUAUAACUGACUUGAAGCAGAGUAUGCACAACAGGCAUUAUACAUAUAUAUUUAGCCAGCAUCUGUGCUAUAGAAUUACUAGUCACUAAAUAUUAUUCACAUUCCCUCAUGAGUUGUUUGUUUGUUUGAAAUCUACUUGUGUUAUAUUUCAUAUGGAAUAGACUUUUUCAUUAUAAUCAAUUUUUUUUUAACUGAUUUCCCCCUCUUAUUUUGUUUCCAUUAU